AUGCAACGCUACAGCAACCCGGAUGUAUUUUUCUGCCCUCUCUACAACGCCCCCGGUGUCGCCAACCCGAAGAUGCACAUUUGUGACCCGGAUGAAGACGUAGACGACAUUCUGCGGCCAUUGUCGGAAUGUAGCACUCCGGAACUCACAUCGUCGUCGUCGACCUCCAGCCCAUCGUCUUCUCGGGACAACUCGCUUUCCCCACCGCCUUCCUCUGCAAGCUCGGACACCGAACGGAAGAUACAAAUAUAUCGGCAAAUGUGCGAGAAGGCCGGCAAGAGCCUCCUCGACUUUGCGGCGGAAGUGGAAGGCCGCAGGAACUUGGACGGGAAGCGCAAGCAGCAAAUUGUGCAAACAAUGGUCAUCCAUGACCACGGCGCCCGAAACUGGCCUCCCCUUUCCGGAAACCGCAAGCGCCUACUAAUUACGGCCAACUCCCAUCUCGUCCGACGGACUCUGGCCAUUGAGCACCUGCGCGGAUGGAUCCCGGCAAUGCUAGGCGUCUACGCUAAGCGACCUGCCCAAACAGGCCACAUGACGGUCACAGGUCUGGAGCCCACGGCCCUCGCUGGCAUCACAGACGAGUCUGCGAUACACGCGUCUCGCACGUUCAUGGUUGUUGACAGUCCAUAUUGCAGGGAGAUGCGCUUGUACUCCUUUGCCACCCCCGACGAUCUUAAGAAGCAGGUCUGCGCAUACAACCCCACCCGCUUCGAGACAGCCCCGCCUACACCGCAUACGUAUGUCCCCUCCCUCCUUGCCCAGCCGUCGUGCACAUUUCACUCCAAGACCCGCCUGCAGCCCCACGACAAGAAGACAGUCUGCCCGGUCACCUUCGCCCCGUACGCCUACAAGCUCUAA
Molecule: messenger RNA, 861 nt
Organism: Dichomitus squalens LYAD-421 SS1
Lineage: Eukaryota; Fungi; Basidiomycota; Agaricomycetes; Polyporales; Polyporaceae
Exons: 5
Coding region: 1-861 (286 amino acids)
Source: RefSeq, a predicted model, not a curated record